AUGUCAAGCGUAGAUACAGUCGAUCUUGUUACACGUUGGUUUAAUUAUACACUUUCUAUACCAAUGAUUAUAUUGGGUAUCUUUGGAGCUAUUCUAACUGUUUUAGUUUUUACAAAACAGCGUAGAUUUUGGCGUAAUCCAUGUAUUAAUUAUCUUCUGGCUGGUGCAGUAAUGACUGGUAUACAUUUACCGGCAAUUUAUCUUCAAAGUAUUCUUGUCAAUGGUUUUCGUUUGGGUCUUUUCAAUACAGAUGAUAUUGCUUGUCGUGAACAUAAUUAUCUACUCUAUAUGACAACUGUUGCUGCUAUUUCAUUUCCAUGUUGGGCAGCUUUCGAUCAAUAUGCUAGUACAUGUCGUAAUGCCAAUUUUCGACAUCGAUGGAAUUCAAUUCGACUUGUUCGAUUAACCAUUAUCGGUACAAUUGUCUUUUGGUCUCUCGUAUAUAUUCCAAUUAUUUUCGUUAGUGGUAUCGUUAACGGUAUUUGUAUGUUGCGUCCAAGUUCUUACACGACCUUUAACACCUACGUAAUGACACCGUUCGUCUACAGUAUUGGUCCAAUUCUUGUAAUAACUAUUUUCACAAUGGGUACAGUCAAAAAUCUUCGUGGUGCUACUAUUAAUAGACCUCGAGGACGGUUAGCUGAACAAGUUCGUCAUAUGUUAGUUCCUCAAUUACUUGUACUUGUUGUUUCAGGUGUUCCAUUUGGUUUUCAAGGUAUAUAUAUGGAUUUAACUAGUAACAUUCCCAAAGAUACUUUUCGUUUGAGUAUCGAAAAUGUUUUUUCUCAAUUUAUUCUUUUAUUAUAUCAUUGUAAUUACGUGUGUACAUUUUAUAUCUAUUGGUAUAUGUCCAGUGAAGUGAGAAAAGCUGUAAAACGACUCUUUUACAAGUAUUGUAUAAGAAACAGUAUUAUACCUAUUGAUGCUACUACCAAUAAUACAGUUACUCUUCGAACAAUUAACGGUGAAAAUCAGUCAUCCGAACUUUUAUAA
Molecule: messenger RNA, 993 nt
Organism: Rotaria sp. Silwood2
Lineage: Eukaryota; Metazoa; Rotifera; Eurotatoria; Philodinida; Philodinidae
Source: the annotation of a GenBank genome assembly